UCGCACGAGGCGGCGUCGGUCGCGCGCCAGCGCAAGCGGGUGCGGUUUAUAUUAGCGAUCCGUGCCCUUCAAAUGACACUACUUCGUUAGUAACCGCCACGGACGGAACUCAACUCUCUUACGUGUUGCUAUCAAGAAAACAACAUGAGCAAAAUCGGAAUUAACGGAUUUGGCCGCAUCGGCCGUCUGGUACUGAGGGCUUCCUUGGAACGUGGUGGCCAGGUCGUCGCCAUCAAUGAUCCUUUCAUCGGUCUCGAUUACAUGGUCUACAUGUUCAAGUAUGACUCCACCCACGGCAAGUUCAAGGGAGAAGUCAAGGCCGAAGAUAACUACCUCGUUGUCAACGGAAAUAAGAUUGCCGUUUUCAGCGAACGCGAACCGAAGGCGAUUCCUUGGGCGAAGGUCGGUGCCGAUUAUGUCGUCGAGUCCACUGGCGUGUUCACGACCAUCGAGAAAGCAUCUGCUCACUUGGAAGGCGGUGCCAAGAAGGUUAUCAUCUCUGCUCCCUCUGCUGAUGCACCAAUGUUCGUUGUCGGUGUAAACUUGGAAGCUUACGAUCCGAGCUUCAAGGUAGUCUCUAACGCCUCCUGCACAACUAAUUGCUUAGCGCCCCUUGCCAAAGUGGUUCAUGACAACUUCGAGAUUGUCGAGGGUCUCAUGACGACUGUACAUGCGAUUACAGCUACUCAGAAGACCGUCGAUGGGCCUUCUGGCAAGUUAUGGCGCGAUGGUCGUGGUGCAGCGCAAAACAUUAUUCCCGCUGCAACUGGUGCUGCCAAAGCAGUCGGCAAAGUUAUUCCAGCUCUUAACGGAAAACUUACUGGCAUGGCUUUCCGCGUACCCGUACACAAUGUGUCCGUGGUUGAUUUGACUGUUCGGCUUGCCAAGCCCGCAACAUACGAAGCUAUCAAAGCUAAAGUAAAGGAAGCUUCUGAGGGUCCUCUGAAGGGUAUUUUGGGCUAUACCGAGGACGACGUUGUCUCAUCUGAUUUCAUCGGCGACAACCACUCCAGCAUCUUCGAUGCCAAGGCUGGCAUAUCUCUCAAUGACAACUUUGUAAAGCUGAUCUCGUGGUACGACAAUGAGUUUGGUUAUUCCAGUCGAGUUAUUGAUUUAAUCAAGUUCAUGCAAAGCAAAGACAACUAAACACUUUUCGCAACUCGAUUAUUCAUCCGCAAACUUAUAGUUCCGGUCUCGUCGUAUGGCGAAUUAAUCGCUGUAUGGUGCAUAUCAUUACAAAAAAGCUGCUGUAAAAACACACCGUAUUUAAUCUGCCAUUACUAAUUUGUAGCAGCGAUAUACACGAAAUAAAACAAAGCGUGUAGCACAAUACAUUCUUUCUCACACAGUUGAUAGAGUUGUAGAUAAAGCGGUAUGUUUGUCACUAAUUGGAAUAUAAAACAAGACAAGCUCUAGUGUUCAUCGUAUUUGAAAAUCUAUAUAUCUGAUUAUAUUGUAUCGGAGUUGAUUCAGCUACGAAUCAUAAAUAUAAAUGUGAAUAUUGUCGCAUAAAUAUUAUGUAACAGUAAUUAUAAUCGCGAAAUUUAUGCGUAAAA
Camponotus floridanus (Florida carpenter ant) is the source of this 1556-nucleotide messenger RNA. RefSeq names its product glyceraldehyde-3-phosphate dehydrogenase 1. Gene Ontology annotation, molecular function: NADP binding; NAD binding; oxidoreductase activity, acting on the aldehyde or oxo group of donors, NAD or NADP as acceptor. Gene Ontology annotation, biological process: glucose metabolic process. The coding region runs from base 145 to 1146 and encodes 333 amino acids. The transcript is spliced from 5 exons. Lineage: Eukaryota; Metazoa; Arthropoda; Insecta; Hymenoptera; Formicidae. The record is from RefSeq and is a predicted model, not a curated record.